Molecule: messenger RNA, 2196 nt
Organism: Trypanosoma cruzi
Lineage: Eukaryota; Euglenozoa; Kinetoplastea; Trypanosomatida; Trypanosomatidae
Product: minichromosome maintenance (MCM) complex subunit, putative
Exons: 1
Coding region: 1-2196 (731 amino acids)
Biological process (GO): DNA strand elongation involved in DNA replication; DNA replication; DNA replication initiation
Cellular component (GO): nucleus; MCM complex
Molecular function (GO): single-stranded DNA binding; ATP binding; single-stranded DNA helicase activity
Source: RefSeq, a predicted model, not a curated record
AUGACAGAGGUGCCGUCGCAAGAGCAGGCCAAGAAAACUAGUUUGGCUGCGGCAGCAACCACAAAAUAUCCGAAUUAUUUGGCGGACCGCGAGCUAUGUAAACGUUUUUUUGAGGAGUUCCGAGAUCUAUCUGGGACCUUGAAGUAUAUGGAGAUUUUAAGAAGAAUAGCUUGUAGAGAGUUGAAACUUUUCACAUUACAACUGGACGAUAUAGCCCAUUACGGACAAUUGUAUCUUGCUCAGCGGAUACAAAUGAAUGUCAUGGGCUAUUCUGAAGAACUGUGUCGUGUCAUUGAUGAACUCAUCCCACAGACAGAGAUAGUAGAAGACAUGGUUGAUUACUUAUUAGUUGAGGCAAAGGCCGCUGGCCAAUCUUUACCUUCCUUAUUAACAAGAAGGUACGAGCUGAUCAUUGUGCCAUUGAGUGGCUACGCCGAACCGAUUCCACUAAGACAUUUAAAGGGUAGCUUAAUCGGCACUCUUGUGGUCUUGCGUGGCAUUUGUAUUGCAGCUACCGCUGUUCGUCCUAAACUUUCUGUGCUGGUUUCGGUUUGUGAAGUGUGUGCUGAGACAACAUUUCAACAGGUGAUUGGGGAUCGUCUCACCCCACUUAUGGUGUGCCAAUCGCAACGUUGUAAACUAAAUAAUACCAUUGGCCGUCUACUUCCUCAAUACAAGGCCAGUAAAUUUACAAAGUACCAGGAACUCCGACUUCAAGAACUUCCCCAGGAUGUUCCUCGAGGCGCUAUACCACGUACAGCUCGUGUUAUUUGUGAGGGUGAACAGACAAGGAUUGCUUCCCCAGGACAGGUGAUUAAAAUUACCGGAACAUAUUGCCCAGAUCCUUCUACUGGACAGGGCCAUGAGGCAUUUCGAGCUUCUACCAUGGUAAAGACUUUAUUUCGUGCUUUGCAUAUUGAGCUGGAAAAGAGGACUUACCAGGAGGCGGCAGAGGAUCUCAAAACCCGGUUGGAGUAUGUGCGGAGGUAUCCAGACAAGGAAGCCAUAAUUGAGAAACUAACUCGGAGUGUGGCACCUGAAAUUUGGGGAAUGGAAGAUGUGAAAAAGGCAUUACUCUGUUUGCUGGUAGGAGGUAGUUCUAUUGCUAAUGGUAUCCGUAUCCGAAGUGACAUCAAUAUCUGCUUAAUGGGGGAUCCUGGGGUGGCAAAAAGUCAGUUGCUAAAGUGGAUUGCCUCUGUAGCACCGCGUUCUGUUUUCACAACAGGGAAAGGUAGUUCUGGCGUAGGAUUAACAGCCGCGGUAACCAGAGAUAGUCAUACAGGAGAGGUUUUGCUGGAAGGAGGUGCAUUGGUUUUGUCGGACAAGGGAAUAUGUUGUAUUGAUGAGUUUGACAAGAUGGAUGAUGCGGAUCGAACUGCAUUACAUGAAGUGAUGGAGCAGCAACUAGUAUCUAUUGCGAAGGCUGGUAUUAUUACUUCUCUAAAUGCAAGAACAUCUAUUUUGGCGGCCUCUAACCCUAAAUAUGGUCGCUGGCGUCGUAACUUAACUCCAAGCGAAAAUGUGAAUCUUCCACCUGCAUUGCUUUCUCGUUUUGACAUUUUGUGGCUGUUACUUGAUGAAUCAAACCGUGAACGAGAUGCAGAAUUAUCUAUGCACGUUACUCACGUCCAUCUUCAUGGAGUAGCUCCUGGGACAGUUACGGAUGACGGUUUCUAUGGUUCUUUAUCAGAAUACUUUGGGAAAGAUUUUUUACGAGCUUACAUUGGUGAGGUCAAGCGAAUACACCCUUUUGUUGAUAGUGCUGCGGCAAAAGCUAUUAGUGAUAUUUAUUGUGAAAUGCGUGCACAAAGUGUACGUCACACGAAUGUAGUCACAGCGCGUACGCUGCUUAGUAUUAUUCGUCUCUCUCAGGCGUGCGCCCGUCUUCGUUUUUCGGAGCGUGUUGCUGAGGUUGAUGUCCGGGAAGCUGGGAGGCUACUAGAUUGCAGUAAAAUUUCUUUACAGGAGCGAGCAGAUCCCAAUGGGCGACGUGCUUUGACAACUUCGGAUGCCGUAAUUUUUUCGACAAUCAAGGAGUUAGCUCGUUCCAGGACUAGUAUUGAUCUGGCAGAGGUGCGCCCAGCUCUCAUGAUUAAGGGAGUGGAUGAGGUGCAUCUUCAGAGGUGUUUGCACACUUACAUGGAGGUCGGUGUGUGGGAGGUUAACGGGAACAUUAUUGAGUUUUCACGGGAGUGA